GGUAUUCCUUGGCUCCCAACUGCCAAGAUCCCUUUCCAUCUGAGCAGCAAUGUUUACAGAAGAGGAGGGAGAGAGACGAGGACAUAGGCAAUGAGGCAAGACUGAGACAGCAGGACCCAGCUACUUAAAGUGGCAUUCUAACAUAAUUAGGAAAGACAUUUCUGGGACAGUCAGUCAAAAGGUAAAGUUCUAAUAUUACACUAUGAUCCAAAUAAACCCUGCAGAUUUAAAGAGGAAAAAUGAGCACAGAGACCUUGCUCCCGAGGGCCUAGUGAUCGAGGUAGGAGGCAGCAGAAGUAUGUCUUCAUUUUAUCUGGAGAAUGUGCAGUUUCCUCCUCAUCGGCUUACACUCGAUGACACAUACCGUCACUGUCUAUGAAAUCACGAAAGCAGCGUUUUGUAGUUGCAACUGCUGGUGGGCAUGGGGAGGCAUAAACAGCCUGUACAGAAAUUCUGAGAGGAUUUGUUCGCUUGUUGAGAAAGGAUCUCCCUAUGUCACCCAGGCUGGCUGGGCACUCAAGAUCCUGGGCACUCAAAGUUAGAAUUCUGAGGAAGGUUAUCUUGGUGACUAGUCUUCAGCAGCCUAAAGAUCUGUUCUGAGGGAGUUACAUUCCAAGAUUGCGAGGCAGGCCUUGAGCAGACAUAGCAUCUGGAUCCUCCUCCUAGUGGUGGACAUGUUUGACACUUGAAGACCCAGUAGAUCACGAGCCUGACAUGUGCGCUGAGCACUGUUGGUUGCCUGAGGUGAUUGGCGCCCGGGGGUCCCCUCUGGAGCAUGCGCACAUGGCGUUGCUGGGCAACGACAGUCCUGCCAACUGCCUAAGAGGUGGAGGGAUGUUAAACCUUGGGGCUUCUCUGUGGGCGCAUCCUGGCGAGAUUCCCAGACUUGGUUGGCUCUGCAUUGGGACUGACAGUGGCUAAGAUUGGGACCUGGAGGAACCUGGUUACUGUGAGCACAGAGGCUGUUAAUGGGAAGGAAGUAAAGCAAUAUAAACAAGAGUCUAGGGUGAAGGGCCAUAGUCUGAGCCAUGAAGAAGAUCUUCAGGGGCCAUUCGCCUUGGGGCUUCCUUAGCUUUAGGCAUGUCAGCACCGAGAACCAAGAACCACCCAGGUACCUCACUGGGUACAUGCCUAUGAAGAAGAUCCACAAAGCUGCAAGUGUUGGGGACAUAACCGAAGUGCAGAGGAUGCUCGAAUUUGGGCAUGUUGACGUGAACAUUACAGACCGGAAGAAAAGGACUGCUCUGCACUACGCCUGUGCUCAUGGCCAGUCAGAAAUGGUGUCCCUCUUGCUGUGGUACGACUGCAACAUUGAAGCCCGAGACUGUGAGGACAGCACAGCUCUGAUCAAGGCCACACAACGCCAGCAUGAGGAAUGUGUCAGGAUUCUCCUGGACAAUGGCGCCGACUCAAACGCCGUCGACACCUAUCGAAACACUGCUCUGCACUACGCGGUCCUCAACAACGACCCCGCCAUAGCUUCCAAACUCCUGGCGUUCAAUGCAGACACCGAAAUCAAGGCGAAGAAUGGCUACACGCCUCUUAUACUCGCUGUGCUGGAAAACAAAGAGGGGAUGGUGGAACUGUUGUUACAGGCCGCGGCAGAUAUAAACGCCCUGGAUAACUGCAAGAGGUCCCCCCUCAUACAUGCUGUGAGAGCUCAGUUUAAAAACAUGAUCAGCCUUCUUCUCCAGCAAGGUGCUGAUGUAUCUUUGGUGGAUGUCUAUGGAGCCACUGCACAAAGUUACACUGUUUUUGAAACCUUUCAAGUGCUUUCCAAAGGACCAAGUUCCAGUCAUCUUGAGCCUACAUCAGAAAUGGAUGAACAAAAUUUUGAUGACAAGGACAACUGCACACCGUGUACACACCCCACCCAGGACAAGGAUAGAAUGGAACAGUUGUCAGCAAAGGAAGAGGAAAACACAGACACAGUUGACAGACUGGAGAGCCAAGUUGCCUUAGAAGACCAAGAGAAGGACCUUGAAAUUUGUGAAGACUGCAAUCCAAAAGCAGAUACAUGUCCUGAAUGUUACUCUAAAACAAGCCUCGCCCACAGACCUAGAACUCCCACGCCUACAACAGAAGACAAUGAGUGCAGCUUCAGCUCCAAGACUCCAGUGAUCCAGUCACCCAUGUUCACCGAAUCCAGCCUCUGGAUUGGGUAUCCAGCAGAUUGGCCGGAACCCAUUAAGUUCUCCAGGCAACCAGCGGUCUACAACCCAAUCGAAUGGAGGGAAGACAUGGAAUCCCAGUCCGUUUCUCUAGCGGAAAGCAAACACCCGGCGUCAGUGUUGUUGGGAAAUGCACAGACCCAUGCGUGGCCAGCCAGGGUUUCCAAGGAACCUGGUGCUAAUGAUUCUGAUCCUACAGAAAAAGAGAAUGCUAAGGAUGACCUGGUAUCACUUUUAGCUCCUCUGGAGGAAUACAAACCACAGAUGAAAGAAUUUUCAGUAACUGAAGUUGCCAAGUUACAGACAGAUGUCAAGCUGGAGAGACAAGGUGUUUUAGGAUAUGAAGAAAUGGGACUGGAAACUUGUCAAGAAAGCAGCAGUCUAGAAGCAGCUGAAAGUACUGAAUCCUGCUCUGUACUAAGGUUCUCCAUCAAACCUGAUCGUAGUGACCCUGAGAGCACAGCAAGAAAGGACCAAUGUAAUUUUAAUACAAAGGUAAAAUCCUUCGAGGAUAAGUUAGAGAAACGUCUCUUGGCACAGAGAGCAUCCCCGCAUCAAGCCCCGCCGAGCCCUGCACCUUUACAACUCCAAGGGCAAGCGGAGGAGCCAGAGAUGAACGCGGCUUCUGAUGGAGAAGACACGUCUGGACCUUCCAGAUCUGCCGAGGGGCAAGUGCUCAGGGGAAUGUCGCUAGAAGGAGAAAAACCGGAGGGUAAAGAUGCUCUACGACUUGUCGCAAACAAGCUAAGCCAGAAGCCUGGAGAGAUUUGCGAAGCUGUCAAAAUUAGUGUUCACCACGAGGAAGAGCGACCACGUGAUGACUGUACAGGAAAAACACCCCUGAAGUCGGCCUCCCCUACACCGGCCUGUGACAGGCUUGGUUGUGAGGACAGAGAUGGAGCUGCAGCGCCAGUCUCUGUCACACUGCAGACCUUUCCCGGAUGGGAGGAAGGUGGCCUUGGAGAUGUCUUUCCAUCUCCCUCAUCCUCUCAGGUCGUGGGAAACAGUGGCCAGUCAGUUACUAAAUUUCCCUUAAUGGAAAAUAAAUUAGACUGUGAAAAUAACAAGUCCGAAAUGGAAGAACCCCUUCAUAAAAGUAAGGAGAAAUCUAAAACACCAGAAAGUGGAAAGGUAGAUGGUGCAUGCCCAGACGUGUGUACGGGUGAAAAGCAAGGAGGCCGUGAGUUCAAGGGCCAGCUGCAAAACACUAUGAAACCAAAACGCAUGGCCUGGCAGUUCGAGAUCAGACACAUGCCCAAGGCCAGGGAACACAAAGGGCUUUCAGACUUCAAAGAAAAGACUCACGUGAGCGAAUUAAAAGGUUGGGGUGAUUCUACCCUUCCAGACACUUACAAGAAAAGUAAAGGCGCAUGGGACUUUACCCAGAAGCCACUGCACAGCAACUGCGAACCCCCGCCGCGCACCGUGGGAACCGCCCGUGUCGCGCCUCCGGGUGGCAGGACAGCAAGCACUUUGGCAGAUGAAGAUCUUCAGGACUCACUGUCCAAUUAUGAGUUCCACGUAUUGGAGGAAGAGAUCCUGGCCUGGGAGAAAGUCCACCUCCAAAACGAGAGUGUCUCUGAGGAUCUGCUGAACAAGUGUGAGGGGAUUUCAUCUGAUGCCACGGAUCCAAAGAGGAACUAUCUAGAAAACGAAGACACAGGAGAGGAAUCGGACUUUGAGGUGACAACCCAGUCAGAACACAAGAGUCUUGAUGGCAGUAAAAAUUCCCAGCUGCAAAAAAUGUCUGAAGACCCCAAAAUAAACAAGAAAUGUGAUGGAGAGUGUGCACCUGUACACCCAGAAGUUCCUUCAGUGAGAGCGCAUGAGAAAAUGUCUCUCACUCAAGAUGUAACAGGGAAUAAUCGAGAGUUACAGCACACAGCUGGGGAUGUGUCUGCAAACAUCUGUCCUGACAAAGAACCACUUCUGGGUAGCUAUAGGGGAAGAACUCAGUUCAAGCUUACUUCAAAGGUUGAAGAAAUGAGCAAAAAGCAGUGGAGUCUGGAAUUGGGAGUCUCGGAGAACCUGUGUCUUACAGUCACUGACUAUAAUGACAAUGGGUUGAUUGUCAAAAGGAAAAGUGGAAGGACGAAGAAGCUGCUUCCUCCUGAGGAGGAAGAUGAACUUGCUAAGCUGACAAAGAGACAAGCUGAAGAAAAGCACAAGAUGGAAACCCAAGUACAUCAAGUCAACGAAAUGGAAGAAGCCAGUGGCCGAAGUCAGCCUUCUGAGACAGCCUCAGGCAAUGAUUCUAGUAGCCUGUUGGAAUUCUGGGACAUGAUUCAUUCAUAUGAAAGACUAACAGAGCUUAAAAAUAGUCACUAUGAACUACUCACAAGGAAACUUGAAAACAUGGAAAGUGAGGCCAAUGGAGCACAGAGAGAACAGACAGAAAUGAAGAAAAUAAAAUCCUGCCUACAGCAUAAAGGAAUGGAAGGGGAAGAACUCUGCACCUUGAGAUUACCCUUAAAACAAGACGAGAAACAAGAAAAUGCUGAGUCUGUGUUUCAACAACAAAGGGUGCGGUUAAGCAGGAAAGAGGAGCAAUAUGGUGAAAAUGUGGAAUGGACUCAAUACCCUGAAAUCAGGACAGUGAUUACAGAUGUAAAGGCCAUAGAAAAUGAUCUCAGACAGUUACAAGGACCACAGGAUCAACUCUCAGAGACAGUGCAGAGUUCUGAGAAGACACACGCCAUCUUACAAAGGCUUGAAGUUCGACUUUCCAAGUUAAAAAUUACACUGAAAGAGCAAUCAGCAAAAAUUGAACAGAUUCAGACUCAACUGCUACACGAAGGUUUGCUUGGAGAUGAAACAAAGAAACUCAUUCAGCAAACACAGUCUCUAGAAUGUACUUUGGAAAAACAGAUGGAUAAAAAUGAGGAAUUGAUGACAGAACUAACUGGAUUUAAGAAGCUCUUUGAGGAGACAAAAAAGAAGUUAAAUAAGCAUGAAGACCGAGAGCUUAGUGGUCCUGGAGAUUUAAAAACCAGCCAAUUUGAUAUGCACAUUCCAAUUACUACGCUAAGGCAUGAGUUGUACAAGCUGAAAGAAAAUUGGGAAACUACAUAUUACAAAUAUCUACACAUGGUUGUAAAACUUCAGUUUAUCGAGCAGGAGCUAAUAGCAAUAAAAACAGAACAAAAGAAGUGUGGACACCUACUCACGAACCACAAGGACUUAGAAGAAGAAGUUCUUCACCUCAAAAGCUGGAUGCGAGAGAACGUGACCCAAGCAAGAGAUGAAAACAACACUGAGGAUUUAAGAGACACUAAUGAUGUGGUAACGAUAAGCCAGAUGGAACUCAGAAUUAAAAACUUGGAAUCUCAGCUAGCCACGAGGGGAGCUCAGCAAAGUCUCCGUGAAGGAGGAAGGCUGAAUCCGAGCACCAUUAUGCAGAAGAGAGUGGCCCGACGCAGCCAUUGAGAAAAGAGCUGAGUGAGCAAGCCAGGCAGAGUCCACGGAGUCCACGGAAAUAGUGGAGCUCGGCUUACCUCUGCGGCAGGCUGACAGGUACCAGGGAACAGAUCGCACAACAGACUCGGAGUUAGAAAAUGGAUGUGCACUUGAACUGCCUGCCCUUCAGGGAGGCUCUUGUUUCUUCCUUUUCAGUUUGGAUUUCUGUGCCCGUUUGCCCCUCCCCAAUGCUCUCAUGUAGCUAACCUGAUUCGUGAGUCUUUUAGAUUAGUAUUCGAAAGCUUUCUAUAUAAGGCAUUUAUAUGCUUAUUAAACUACUCUUUGCCAUUUUAAUAGAAAUCUUAA
Peromyscus eremicus (cactus mouse) is the source of this 5933-nucleotide messenger RNA. RefSeq names its product ankyrin repeat domain-containing protein 26-like. NCBI's taxonomy places the organism in Eukaryota, Metazoa, Chordata, Mammalia, Rodentia, Cricetidae. Gene Ontology annotation, molecular function: protein binding. The record is from RefSeq and is a predicted model, not a curated record.